AUGAUUUUUAUAUUUUUAUGUUUAUGUGGAGUUAUUUCGGAGGCGAGAAUUUUGAUACAACCAAAUUCCGAGAAAGAUUAUGGACCGAUCACAUUUGAUUUUCAACAAUUUCUAUAUAGGUUGGUGACUUUUUUGAAUGGGAGCUGUGGGAUUUUUGAACAUUUUUUAUUUAAACUUUUUUAAUUAAAGUUUCAUUUUGAAACAGUAAGGUAAUAUUAAAUUUAAAAUUCCAAGAGAAUCGUGAUCCUUUCUAAAUUCUUUAAUUUUCAUUGAAUUUUUUUCAAGAUAAAAGGUUUUGAAGUUUUUCAAAAACUAUUUUUCAACUAAAUAAAAUUUUUUUUUGUUUUUUCUCAAGUUCGAAACAUCAUUGCAAAAAUCACAUUCAUUUUUUUCAAUUCAUGCAUCAUUUUUAUGUUAGUAUUUUUUCUAACUUUUGCGUGGGGUGAAUGAAUAAUUUCUUUCAAAACUUCCUAAAACCUCAAAGUCCAAUAGUUCAAUUUUUCAGCAAAGGAUUGGCGAGUUAUGAUUAUGCUCGAUUUGAUUUGGGAAAAUCGGGAAGUUUUGGCGGACGCGGAAAACUGGAUCCCGAAUUGUACGAGACAGCGAAACCGGGAAAACCCGGCAAAAUUCCCGUCGUAUUUUUUCACGGAAAUUCAGAUUCAGCGCUGAAAUCCAAUGAUUUUUCAACGGGUUGGACAAAAACUGUCGAAUAUUUUUUAUCGCAAGGUUAUGAGAUGGAUGAAUUGUAUGCCACGUCAUGGGGUAAUACAAAUACAACUGCUGCGGUUUUUCGGUAAGGAAAUGGGAUUUUUACUUGACUUGGACUAGGAAGAAUUAAAAACCAAAGCUUCCAUGUGACCCAAGAAAAAAAAUUAUUUACAAUGACAAAAAAUUGAUAACGAAUUUUAAUGGUCACUGUUUUUUUGUUUCGAAGAAUGUGAGCCUGGUCUUUGGGGUCAGAUAAGAAUAAUUAUCAUCAUCUCAUCUUCUGAAUUUUAUUCAUAAAAAUUUAAGGCGGUCAAACGCGCACAACUCUGAAAUUUUGCAGAUUCCACGAUUGUCGUACCGUAAUCCGUUUGCGUAAAUUUGUCGAAGCAGUGUUUGAUUACACAGGAGCUCGUGAAAUCAACAUAAUUUCGCAUUCAAUGGGAGUAACUUUAGCUCGAAAAGUGAUUCAAGGCGGAUGGAUUCAAGAUGAAAAUGAGAGUUGCAACAUUGGAAAACCAAUGACCAACAAAAUUCGAGCAAUUUUAGGAAUUGCUGGAGCAAAUUAUGGACUUUGUGCGUGUAUUGGACAUUCCGAAAGUGUAGUUUGGCCAACUUGUAAUAGCGAUGUAAGAUUUGAACGUUUUGAAGUUAUAUUUUUUAGAAAACAAUAAACACAAAAAAAAUUAAAAAGUUAUUUUUGGCUGGUCUUCCAAGUGGGUGUAAAGAAACCUGUGGGUGGAUAAUUAUCCAUUCACCACAAUUUCCUAUUUGACGUAGAAAAAAACGGAAGUUCACACAAAAUUCGGAAAUGUUUCAGAAUGGAUUAUGGCCUGGAGAGACAUGUGUGAAUGCGAAUUUCGAAGGUCUUUGUGCUGCUGAUCCACUUCCGGGGCCAUGUAAUGGACUACAGUAUUCGAAGUUUUUGACCGAUUUGAAUACGAUCAGAUAUAAACCGGCGUUGAAUAUUUUCAGCAUGUAUAGUACAGGUGGGAAUUAAGUCUUGGAAAAAAACAAAAAUGAAAUUCGUGAUUCUAAAACUCCUAGAAAGAGUUCAUGUAAAUAUUUUGAGAAUUUUUUGUAAGUAAUUAAUUUAAAAUUUUAGAAGACGAAUUAAUUGAUUUACGAAGAUCAAUGGGUAAGUUUUAAUUGUUGUCUGGUGUUAAUUGGGAACUUCUCUAAUUUAAAAAAAAUUUCAAUUGAAAAAUAUUAAUAAAUUUUUAAUUACAGGUGAUAUUUUGAUUGGCAAUGGAAAUUUGGUUUGGGGCCGCCCGACAAGUGAAAUACCAUGGUCAGAUGGUGUGAAAGUGUAUACAAAUUAUACACAUAUGGAGACUAAACUAAAUACAACAGCAGAUCAAUAUCAUAUAAUCACAUAUCUUAAUAUUCCAAAAAAUUAA
This is a messenger RNA of Caenorhabditis angaria, 2105 nucleotides long. NCBI's taxonomy places the organism in Eukaryota, Metazoa, Nematoda, Chromadorea, Rhabditida, Rhabditidae. The record is from the annotation of a GenBank genome assembly.